This is a messenger RNA of Exophiala aquamarina CBS 119918, 3714 nucleotides long. RefSeq lists its product as uncharacterized. The record is from RefSeq and is a predicted model, not a curated record. Gene Ontology annotation, molecular function: DNA binding. Bases 1 to 3714 code for a protein of 1237 amino acids. The transcript has 2 exons. NCBI's taxonomy places the organism in Eukaryota, Fungi, Ascomycota, Eurotiomycetes, Chaetothyriales, Herpotrichiellaceae. Gene Ontology annotation, biological process: telomere maintenance. Gene Ontology annotation, cellular component: chromosome, telomeric region.
AUGCCCACAGUGGCCCCUCUUGUGCAUGCGCCAACAACGCCUCAACGCAUAGACACAACCUUCGAUGCAUCCCUGGCCGUCCCUGUUACUGGCCUUUCUCCUACGAGUACGCCGACAGCCCUUCGGUCACAUAUCGAGGCCAACGUUGCUCUAGUAUGGCCAUAUUCAAAUUCAACCGCUACUUUCAGUCUUUUACUAGUCGAUCAUACGUCUCGUGGCCAGGUCAAGGUAGUCUUUCGAGGCGGCUGUGCCAAACAGGUCGCAAACACCAAGGUGGGCAUAGGUGACAAAAUAAAGCUGGCCCUCGUUGGCUGUGAAUGGAAGGAAACUGUCGAUAUAUUAUCUACUCCGGGAAAGAGACUAGAAUGGGAUUUACAAUUCCACUCCCGCCUAGUCCUACAAAUCCAUUCACAAGAUCGGAGCGCUAUCUUGCUAGACUAUACGGCUCCUGACUCCCAGUCCACCGUUCCCAUAUCUGACACUGAAAAUAUUCUGCGAGCCAGAAAUUCCGCCAUCAAGGCUUCGUUGAAUGGCUUGGCGCUUCAGAAGCCGAGCGCCAUCCAGGUCCCCUACUUGACACCCUCCAAACCCACUCGACAACCCACUCGGGGCAAUUUCUUCGCCAGCUCUUUCGCAACCCUAGCCAAUGAUGAUGGCUACAUUGUCGGGCGAGGUCGAAAGCGCACCAAAUUUGCCAGACACAGUGGCGACUGGGAUUUGGUUGACGAUGAACGAGUCGCACCGGACACUAACUCUCCCCGAGGCGCUGAAGUCGAUGGGAACAAAUCGGAAUUCGAUGGGGCAGUCGGACUGCCAGUAGAAGCGAGGCUGAAAGUUGUACAACAAAAAGUCGGUAACAAUGAGGCACCGAGGAUGGAUAGCGAUACUGAGAAUGAAAGUCCGCCCAGAACGGCCCCUGUAUCUUCAGACCUACAGCAGGAAAUGUUCGAAGAUGUGCUGAUAGAGGCUGCACUCGACAAGCAUAUGCAACAGAAAUCGUCCGUUAUCUCGACAACAGACCCUCAUCCCAGUGUUCCACCGCAAGGUGCAACCGUUAUGGGACCUCCAUCAACACCGUUGAAGCAGCUUCAUCUUUCACAAAAUCCGGAUAUACUAUUGCCUCGUACCGGUGAGCGUGAUGUCGAUCGAGCAACAACCCCUCGUAUUCUCCCUCUAGCCUCGCCUGGAUUACCUUUGGUCUCUCCAUUAGUUCAACAGAGCGGAGUUGAAGUUGGCUAUUUCCCAAUUUUUCAGGAAGGCUUGUCUCAAUUGGAUGCUUCUGGUGGGGGCAGGUCCGACCAUUCAGCCAUUGAUCCGAUGCUGGAAAUUUCCGACAAUAAGACUGCAGCCUCAGACGAGUCUCCCGUCAUCGUUGAAGAGCGUGUCUCUGAGUCGUGGGAGCUACAGGAGAGGCGAAAGAGCGACUCACCCUCGGAUACCCAGAUUUUCGCAUCUUAUAACCAUGCCAUCCAACCAAAUGAUUACCCAACUCCAGAGCAAACGCAGCCUUCUCUACUGCCUGAUCAAUGGCUAUCUACUCUCGAAGCCAGUAUCGCACAGGAGCUCUCAAACAAUGAUCAGCCUUCACCCGUAAAUGUUGAGUCGGAACCCACAGUUUUCGUCGCCGAAACUCACUCUCAUCCCAACGUACCAGCCGAAAGGUUACACAAUAUACACACCACCGGUGUAAUGGGGGUGGAGACUGGAGACCUAUACGGCGCGCCUGAAGGCGACCUCACAGAAACUCCAGAGCCGCAACCUCAGAUCUCGCAAACUGAACAUGGUGAUCUACAUGCGCCAUUUCAACUUUCGCAAUCAGAGAUCAGUGCUUCUACAUUUUUUACCUCCAAUCACAUGGUAGACAUAACUGCUGUUGACGUGGUAGAGCCAUCCGUUCAUGCACAUUGGGCGACAGAUGCUCUAAGACUGGACGCGGCUGUCACUGCCUCGGACUUCAGCUCAUUUCCAGUACAUGAUCAAGUUGAGGGCGCCGGCUGGAUUGAGUCGCUCGAUGGCAAUGUUGAAUCGCGGGAACGCUUUCAUGAGGACGCCGCGAGCACCGGAAAUCAACCAGGGACUAUACUUCCAGAUCAAAGAAGUGAAAUUCAUAUUGAUGACCAACAACAAAGCGCCUCAGUACGCGCUGAGCAUACCGAACUACCAACAGAAUCAAAUACUGAUCUCGCCAAUCAGGAUCUUGACAUCAAAUCCCCAGCACAUGAGCAGCAUGCAGCGCCCGCCAUUCCGCUCUUUGUACACCAGUCCAGCGCAAGUGUCGAUUACACUCAUUUACCUACACCAGACCAGACUCAGAAAGAGAACAAUUCUCUGGAUUACAGACCGGAGGUUGUCCCAGCUGAGAACCAAAUCACCCUUCCCUCUCCCCAGCCAUCACAAGAAAAGUACAAAACUGAUAUCUCAGAGAAGGACCCGGACAAUGAGCCGGCAUCGCAAUCAGCCACGCAAGCCUUUCAAGUUGCGACUCCCUCUGGGCCGAGAGUAGUUGCACCUCUACGAUCAUCACAACGAUUGUCGUCUAGAAAUACAGCCCUGUCAAAAAGCAUUUCUAGCCCUUUCUUUACGCCUCGAAGGUCAGCAAGAUUUUCAACUUCUCCUUCACGUGAAGAAACUAUCCCUCCCUCGAGCCCUCUGAGUCACACAUACCCUUCCUCGCCGAAUCAAACCCUAGAGCACCAAGAAAGGUCUACAGACAUGAUGGUUCACCAACUCCCCUCUCCCGUUCUUCCAUCCUUCGAGCCUUUGGCAACUGGCGACAGCGGCCUGACCACUCCACUGGCCUACUACCCCCGUCUCUCUUCCCUCAAUGAGCACUUUGGCCAGCUCAUAGAUGUCAUCGCUGUCUGUACUAGAUCAUCUUCCAAGGCUGAACGUGCAAAAGCUGGACCGAAAGACUAUCACACAAGCCUGCAUCUUAUUGAUCUGUCAUGCGAACUGUACCAGAAUCCUCAUGUACUUGCACAAGUCUUCCGUCCAAUGAAGAAAGCACUUCCCACAGCUCAAGCCGGCGAUGUAGUCAUCUUACACAAUUUCAAAGUUCACACAGUUAAGAGGAAUUUUGCGCUCCUAAGUAGUGAUACCUCUUCAUGGGCGGUCAUCUCCUUCAGCUCCAACUCAUCUAAGCCGAAAGUUGUCUCGUCUGGUCCUCCGCUAGAGCAAGGUUCUUCAGAGGCAGACUAUGCCUGGUCACUCUUUCGCUGGUGGAAUGACAACAUCACCUCGAAUCAGAUGGAUUAUAAACCGGACGAAGGCCAUGGAGCUCGCGAAUCUUCCGAUGGUCCUGCAACGAGAACUAGGCUUCGAGUAGCCAGGCAGGUACUUGGAUCUACCACGUCACCACGACAAUCCAGUAAAUCGCUCCCUGCGGCCAGACGACGACGAGCCAACCUGACGGACAACUUCUCCAACGAGGGAGAUGGCGGACAAGCUUUGGAGGAUAGUGACAGGGACGACACUCCUUCACCUCGGGCAGAUCGAAUCAGCACGCGGCGUGACUCAACUGUUUCCACAGCACCUUCCACAGCCACACAGAACCAAGACAGGGAAACGACUCCACGCAGAAGCGGCAGGGAGGCAAGGUCGCCCAGCGUUGUUCAUGAGCUUCGAGAUGGCACUAAAUAUGUGGAUGAACCCGAUCGACGUGGCAGCAGCGUGGUCCACGAACUGAGAGAUGGGCUCACUUACAUUGACGAAUGA